Molecule: messenger RNA, 970 nt
Organism: Hydractinia symbiolongicarpus
Lineage: Eukaryota; Metazoa; Cnidaria; Hydrozoa; Anthoathecata; Hydractiniidae
Product: U1 small nuclear ribonucleoprotein A-like
Exons: 6
Coding region: 55-720 (221 amino acids)
Biological process (GO): mRNA splicing, via spliceosome
Cellular component (GO): U1 snRNP
Molecular function (GO): U1 snRNA binding
Source: RefSeq, a predicted model, not a curated record
UUGUGAUAAGUAUGUUAUUUUUCACUACAGGUAUAUAAAAUAUUAUUCCACAACAUGGACAUCCCACCAAAUCAAACCAUAUACAUCAAUAAUCUAAAUGAAAAAAUUAAGAAAGAAGACCUGAAGAAAUCGUUAUAUGCCAUAUUUUCACAGUUUGGAACUAUACUUGAUGUGGUGGCUUUGAAAACAUUAAAAAUGAGAGGACAAGCAUUUGUUGCCUUUGAAGACAUACCCAGUGCUACUAAUGCUUUAAGAUCGAUGCAAGGCUUUCCUUUUUACGACAAACCUAUGAGAAUCGCUUUUUGUAAAUCGAAAUCAGAUGCUGUUGCAAAACUGGAUAAUACAUUUGUUCCUCGUGACAAAAAGCUUAAAAGAAAAGCUGUAGAUACAAAAAAGAAACCUGCAAAACAACUACGCCAAAGUGUUCCCGUCAUCUCACAAGGACCUCCCGUCGCAGUUGGAUCUCAAGCUGCAGUUCCGGAAGUUCCUAAUCAAAUUCUCUUUUUGUCGAAUCUACCAGAUGAAACUACAGAAAUUAUGUUGUCUGUUCUUUUUAAACAGUUGGACGGCUAUAAAGAAGUUCGCUUAGUACCAGGACGUUGCGACAUCGCUUUUGUAGAAUUCGAAACAGCUGGUCAAGCUAGCGUCGCGAAGGACACGUACAACGGGUUUAAAAUCACUCCGUCACACGGCAUGACAAUCACGUUCGCACGCAAGUAAUUAAAGGGCGUAGACUUCUUGUUUACCAUUUUGAUUGUCGUAAAGCAGCCAUCUAAUAGAUGUGUCAAUGUUCUUAAAAAACGUAUGUGUGUGGAAGUCAGAAAUAUAAUGUUUUAACUUUGAACACGCUGUUUUCACUUGUAGCAUUGCACUCCGCUCAAGUGAGCCGAAACAUAUCGUCAGAAUCCAGAAACAUUUUUAUAUCAGUACGUUUUUGUACUAAGUUUUGUAGAAAACAAUGCAUUUUUAA